This is a messenger RNA of Prunus mume (Japanese apricot), 2718 nucleotides long. RefSeq lists its product as uncharacterized. Gene Ontology annotation, molecular function: protein dimerization activity; DNA binding. Lineage: Eukaryota; Viridiplantae; Streptophyta; Magnoliopsida; Rosales; Rosaceae. The record is from RefSeq and is a predicted model, not a curated record.
AAUUUUUAUAUGUUUAAUUUUAUUGAGUGAAGUAUAUGCACCGUAUUGAUGCUGGGAUUGAUGGGUUUCUGUUGAAUUACUUGGUUUAACUUUGAAUUGAAGAAGAAAGUGAUUGUCUUGUUGUAAUGGGUUUUGGCCUUUUUUGCAAAUAAGUUAAGUUUUUGGAGGUUGUGGAUAUGGCUUCGGGUCUGGUAAUGGAGCCUGUACCGAUUACAUCACAAAAACACGACCCUGCAUGGAAACAUUGUCAAAUGUUCAAGAAUGGGGAGAGGGUUCAACUCAAGUGUAUAUAUUGUAGCAAAUUGUUUAAGGGUGGUGGGAUUCAUAGGAUUAAAGAACACCUUGCUGGUCAGAAGGGUAAUGCAUCUACUUGUCUACUGGUUCCACCCGAUGUUCGGGCUUUAAUGCAACAGAGUUUAGAUGGGGUUGUGGUGAAGAAGAGAAAUAGGCAAAAGCUUGAUGAAGAGAUUACUAAUAUUACUCCAUCACCUCAUGGUGAGGUAGACUCACUUGCCCUUCACAGUGAUGUGAGUAAUGGGAUUCAGUUGAUUGGAGCUCCCGUGACGCUUGAACCCAAUUCGGAGUUGUUAGGGAAUCAAGAGGGCAUGACAAGUGAGAGGAGUCUGGAUAGAAGGAAAAGGGGGAGAGGUAAACAUUCUUUCUCAAGCCAUGGUGCUUUUGGUGUUACCAAUAGUGCUGCAUUAGGUUCUAGAAAAGUGAACAAUUAUGUUCACGAGGCAAUUGGACGGUUUUUGUAUGAUAUUGGGGCACCUCCAGAUGCGGCAAACUCUGCUUAUUUCCAACCGAUGAUUGAUGCAAUUGCUUCAGGAGGUUCUGGGGUUGAGCCUCCCACGUACCAUGAUCUUCGAAGUUGGAUAUUGAAGAAUUCAGUUGAAGAAGUGAGGAAUAAUACUGAUAAAUAUAGGGCAAUGUGGGGAAGAACUGGUUGUUCAGUUUUGGUUGAUCAGUGGAACACGGAGUCAGGUAAGGUUUUGCUAAGUUUUUUGGUGUACUGUCCUGAAGGAACAGUAUUUUUGGAAUCCGUGGAUGCAUCAGACAUUAUAAAUUCCUCCGAUGCUCUUUAUGGAUUGCUUAGGAGAGUGGUAGAAGAUGUUGGAGUAAAAGAUGUGCUGCAGGUGAUUACUAGUAACGAAGAGCAAUAUAUGGUUGCAGGGAGAAGGCUGACUGAUACUCGGUGCCUAGAUUUAAUACUUGAGGAUUUUGGUAGCAUUGAGUGGAUAAAUGCAGUAAUCAAACAAGCUAGAUCUCUGACAAAGUUUGUGUACAAUCAUAGUGUAGUAUUGAAUAUGGUUAGAAGGUCUACUUUUGGGAAUGACAUAGUAGAACCAGGAGUUACUCGCUAUGCUACAAACUUUACAACAUUAAAACGACUGGUUGAUCUGAAACACUGCUUGCAGGUCAUGGUUACUUCACAGGAGUGGAUGGACUCCCCAUAUUCAAAGGAACCGGAGGGAUUGGAGAUGUUAGAUCUUAUUAGUAAUCAGUCAUUUUGGUCCUCAUGCGUCCUGAUUGUUCGUCUGACAAAUCCCCUCUUGCGAGUUUUGAGAAUGGUUGGUAGUGAGAAGAGGCCUGCGAUGGGAUAUAUUUAUGCUGGAAUGUAUCGAGCAAAGGAAACAAUUAAAAAAGAACUCGUUAAGAGGGAGGAGUACAUGGUAUAUUGGAACAUUAUAGAUCAAAGAUGGGAACAGCUGUGGCAUUUUCCUCUUCAUGCUGCAGGCUUCUACCUUAACCCCAAAAUAUUUUACAGUAUUGAAGGAGAUAUGCAUGGUGAUAUCCUCUCAGGGAUGUUUGAUUGCAUAGAGAGAUUGGUUCCUGAUACCAAAGUCCAAGAUAAAAUCAUCAAAGAGCUAAAUUUUUACAAGAGUGCUGCUGGAGAUUUUCGGAGGAAGAUGGCAAUUAGAGCUAGAGACACUCUGCUUCCUGCUGAAUGGUGGUCAACAUAUGGAGGAGGUUGCCCAAAUUUGGCACGCUUGGCAAUCCGUAUUCUCAGUCAGACUUGCUGUUCGAUUGGGUGUAGGCAAAAUCAGAUUCCUUUUGAGAAAGUACACAACAUAAGAAACUCCCUUGAGCGUCAACGUCUCAGUGACCUUGUCUUUGUUCAGUACAACUUACGACUGAGACAAAUGGUUGGUAAGAACACUGAACAGGAUUUUAUGGAUCCCAUAUCAUUUGACAGCAUUAGCAUUAUUGAAGACUGGGUUUCAGGGAAGGACAUGUGCUUAGAGGACCAUGGAAGUUCAGAUUGGAUGACACUGGAUUCACCCUCUGCUAGCACAAUGCUUUUAGGGCCCUCAAAUGAUGAUGCUGAAGAAUUGGGCUCCGGGUUUUACGAUUAUGAGAUUUUUGGUAGGGGGAAAGACUCUGAAGAGGAAAAUGUUGAAGACAAUGUAGAAAAUCAUUAGAACCUUAUGCAUGAGGCAGUUCUGUAUCUCAAGAACCCACGGUUACGAAUUGCCACCUUGUUCUCUGCAAUCAAGCAGAGGAAGAUGUAGAGAAGUAGAUGUGCAUGUGGUGUCUGGCAAAUUUUUGAAGCGUCCAAGACAGUUUUCAAUUUAGAGAAUAGUGCAUUGUAGCUGAUAAAUAGAAGCAUAUAGUUGUAGCAGUUAAAAUGUUGUUUAUUCUAAUACGUCUCGUCUGUUUGUAGAUUUACACAUUCGAACCGUUAGAAAGAUAAAAUCUAGAUUGUUGUUUACCCCA